Molecule: messenger RNA, 1367 nt
Organism: Magallana angulata
Lineage: Eukaryota; Metazoa; Mollusca; Bivalvia; Ostreida; Ostreidae
Exons: 2
Coding region: 111-1367 (418 amino acids)
Source: RefSeq, a predicted model, not a curated record
UAAUCAAGAAAGUAGAAGUAAGUAGUAAAAUUAUAAAAAAAAGACCAUUACACUAUUGAGAUUAAAUUGCAUGUUCAUUUUAUGAGUACACAUGAAUAUUUUUAAACUAGAUGAACACCUUCUUCUUAUGCGGAUACUGUGGAUUAUUGUUUGACGAUGACAACGAAGGUCAAAGACACGAGAGUGAACACGAGCUUCAUCAUGACGGUGAAAAGGGGGCAACAUUCCAUUCAAAAACAGAUCAAGAACAUCAUUGCCACCACUGUGAUAAAGUAAUGAGCAAUGAACAGGACCUGAUGUUUCACGAAUUAACUCAUGAUUUGGAUCAAAUGGAAUACAGCGGUGAAGGUCCAUGGUCCCCAUUGAUUCCCAAUUCAACAUGUGAACCUAUGGAAGAGGACCAUGUCGCAGAUCAAGAAAUGGCUCCUGAAUCCAUGGAAUCCGAUGAAGCAUCAACCUCUACUAGAACCAACUCAUCUCAAAUUGGUUUUGGCGGUGUGAAAAAAAUACCAUAUACCAUUCAAAAAGUAGGAGAACGAACUAUAAUGAAAAAUAAUGCUAUCGAUGUAAACUACAAUAUUCGGUUUAAUGCAGAAAACCCUGAACAAGGAAUGAGGCUGACUGAUCUGCUUCGUGAAUUAGAAGAUAUGUUUGACAACAUUCUCAAUGAAACAGCUCGAGGACUUGACCCUUUUUUGGAUCUUGGACGAGUCAUCAUUCAUCACAUGGGAUUGUACAAUCCUGUGUAUGUACCACUAAGGCCCUUGAAAGAUCUUACUGGAAAAAGUGUGAUGGAGAACUUACAAAAUGUCUUAAACAGCCAUGAAAAUCUUUCUCUAGAUAAAAGUUUUUAUUUAAAUGUGGGGCUUAUUAAAGUUCCAAAGGGCGGUAUAGCAGGCAAAAAUAUUAACAAAGUUGGUGACGGCAAUGAUUCUCUCAGAAUCAAAAGAUCAUGUAUCAAAAUUCAAAACACAGAUGAAUUAUGCCUUGCUCGAAGCAUUUGCAUGGGGUUUUUCAAAUUACAUCAAAUUCCAACAUCUGAAUGGCAGAAAUUAGCACACCAAAGUGACAAAGGAACAAUAGAAGAAAAAGUAAUGGAAUUGCGGAAAUGUCCUAUUUGGUUCUACAAAGAAUUAAUGAAGCACAACAAAACAAAUAAUGAACGUCAAAAAAAAUUAGCCAUUUUGUUAUGCCAGAAAGCCAAUGUAAGCAGUGAGAGACGUCUGUCCAUUCAAGACAUUUAUGCUUUUGAGAACGUAUUGAAUGUUGAUAUUCUAGUUGUCAGUGCCACUAUUGGUAACAAAUUCAUACGAACUGUUCCAAAAGAUGUAAGUGAAGAUGAGCAAGGGUUAGAAAUUCCGAAAUAA